Messenger RNA from Mercenaria mercenaria, 925 nucleotides. RefSeq lists its product as uncharacterized. The transcript is spliced from 5 exons. The annotation marks the transcript as partial. The record is from RefSeq and is a predicted model, not a curated record. NCBI's taxonomy places the organism in Eukaryota, Metazoa, Mollusca, Bivalvia, Venerida, Veneridae.
GUUGAUGUUGAAGAAUUCUCCAGGAUGUUGGCCAGUCCAUUCACUGAAAAGUCUUGUGGUGAAGCAACAGUUUCUUCAAAAAAGUCUACACUAAAAGAGAAGUUUUUGGACCAAACAGACAUUAUAAAAAGUAUGGGAAAACAAUGCAAAUGCAAAAAUGAUUGUAUGGACAAAUUAAGUUAUGAAUUGGUGAAGAGACUGAGAUAUAUUUAUUGGACUAUGCCCAGUAAACAAAGGAAGGAAUUUGUGAUUUCUAAAUUAACAUCCGCACAAAGGAUAGGACGUUUCACAUUUGUGUUUUUGGAUAAUGGACAAGGAAUUUGCCUCAAGGCCUUCGAACAUGCAUUUCACAUUAACAAGAACUUUAUCACCAGACAGAAGGAACUAGCAAAAACUGGUGCUAUGAGUUCUAGCCCAGUUAUUAGGGAAAAGAGUGUUAAAUCUUUGGAAUGCAUUGCCUGGCUUGAAAGUUACGCUACAAUGUUUGCGGACAGGAUGCCAAAUUCAAGAGACAUUUUGUUACCAUACAAAACAAUAAAAAGACAUGUCUACGAAACAUAUGUGAGAGAGGUGGACAGCUGUGUGUCUGAGUCAACCUUCUAUGGGGUCUGGACGAAACAUUUUCCUAAUUUGAAAAUAAAAAAGACCAAAAGCUUUUCCCAGUGUACGAAAUGCGCAAUUUUACAGAGGAAAUUUCAGAGCACAUUGGAUCCAGUCACCAGGUCACAGCUUAGAAUGGAAAGAUCUCUUCACAAUCAACGUCAGAUGUUAGAGAGAAAAUUUUAUUAUUCUAAAAGGCAUGCAAGUCGCCAACACCCUGAAGAUUUUUUAUCACUGAUAAUUGAUGGCAUGGACCAGUCAAAAACAGACCUGCCUCAUUUCAUUGGAAGACAAGCAAAGGUAAAUUAUAUUAUUGAUAACAGGA